ACUCCACGAAGAAAAUUCCAAAUACAAUUAAAUAUAUAAAUACAAAAUAAUUGAGCUCCUGAUCGGAGUUUUUUUAUAAACUAUUUAUUUAUUUAAUUUAUUUGGAAAAUAACAACACAAAUAAUUAACAAUAAUAUGGGGAUGUCUAAAACUAUUAAAGUUAUUUUCUCUCUGGCUCUUGUGGUGUUCUUGGCUCUAGCAGCAACCAAGAUAGAGGCAAGAUACAUAGAUUAUGGUGCCCUUCAUCAUGGAGAUCCCAGUUUCGGUUGUAGUAAACUACACCCUCAAUUCUGCAAGAAGCAAGAAGCCAAUCCAUAUAAGAGAGGUUGUGAGACUGAAGAACGUUGCGACCGUGGCCUGAAAAAGUGAAUCGACCAAGUUAGAGCACCAUUUUUUGGUUUAUUUUUAAAAUGGCAUCCCCAUAUUAAUAUCAAAUGAUUAAUUUCAUUCUUUUUUUAUUUUAAACUCUGUUAUUGGUUAUAUAAUUGAUUGUUACCAUAUUAGUAAUAAUCAAUAAAAUAAUAAAAUUUAUUAUUUGUUCAA
Raphanus sativus (radish) is the source of this 543-nucleotide messenger RNA. Its product is annotated as protein RALF-like 9. The transcript has a single exon. NCBI's taxonomy places the organism in Eukaryota, Viridiplantae, Streptophyta, Magnoliopsida, Brassicales, Brassicaceae. Bases 136 to 369 code for a protein of 77 amino acids. The record is from RefSeq and is a predicted model, not a curated record.